CCUCGGAGAGAGAAGAGCGUACUUGACGUAGAAGGCCCUGGAGCGGCUCAACCUCGGCUUCUCCGGGUCCCGCGCCUCGGUUUCCCCGCGCGGGAUCCCUCCUGAAUGCGGGUCCCUGGCCCUCUCUGCUCCGCAUUGUCUGCUCUUCCCCGCGUUUCCCGAGCUCACCUUUCAGCUUCCCUCCCUUCCCAUCUCCAUGGCCGUAGUUUGCACUCUGGCCCCACAGGCUUGGCACACACUCUAUGCUCAUGCCGUUUUGUCACGCUUCUGCCUGGGCUGCCCCUCUCAGACCAAAGAGCUUUGGCAAUCGUUGUCAGAAACUUGUAUUUUACAGUAGGGGUCCUAGGUACGAGGUGGCUUCUGCUAGAUCACAGAUAGUUCUCUCUGAUCUUCCUUGUAGGUCUUCAAGGCUACAUCUUUCUCCAAAGGCAGACGUGAAGAACUUGAUUUCUUAUGUGGUGACCAAGACAAGAGCGAUUAAUGGGACAUACCAUCGUUUCUUGGGUCGUCAUUUCCCCCGCUUCUAUGCCUUAUACACAGUCUUCAUGAAAGGAAUACAGAUGUUAUGGGCUGAUGGCAAAAAGGCUAGAAGAAUAAAGGCAAAUAUGUGGAAGCACAAUGUAAAGUUUCAUCAACUCUCCUACCGGGAGAUGGAGCAUUUGAGACAGUUCCGUCGAGAUAUCACCAAGUGUCUUUUCGUAGGUAUCAUUUCCAUUCCACCCUUUGCCAACUACUUGGUCUUCCUGCUAAUGUACCUGUUUCCUAGGCAACUGCUUGUCAAGCAUUUCUGGACCCCCAAACAACAAAUUGAUUUCUUAGACAUUUAUCACAGUCUCCGGAAGCAGUCCCACUCAGAAAUCAUUACUCAUUUAGAAAGGGCCAGCGCUCUUGUUUCUGAUGAGAGGCUGCGGUGGCACCUGACAGACCUGUGCACCAAGGUGCAGAAUGGCGUCCACCCCACAGCACAUGACAUCCUGGCUCUCAGAGAGUGCUUCUCCACUCGGCCUCUGGGCUUUAGUCAACUCCAGGCUACGCACAUGAGAGCCUUGAGCCGGGCCAUGCUCCUCAACCCUCACCUGCCCCCCGCCGUGUUGAGAUGGCGCUUGAAGAGCCACACCACUGUGAUUCAACAGCUGGACAGGGCUCUGGCACAGCUGGGGAUUGGCCAGCUGACUGCUCAGGAAGUGAAAUCGGCUUGCUAUCUUCGUGGCUUGAAUUCUACCCAUAUUGCUGAUGAUAGGUGUCGGACUUGGCUGGGAGAAUGGUUGCAGAUUUCCUGCAGCCUAAAAGAAACUGAGCUGUCCCUCUUGCUGCACAACGUGGUCCUGCUUUCCACCAACUACCUUGAGACAAGGCGCUGAGUGAACCAUGGAGAGGAUGACAUUGUCCUGCAGUUGCAUAGUAUAGUAGCAUGGGACCAAAGAGCACUUGUCAGCAGUCUGCACUAUUAGUGUGGGAGACAGAGGAGCACACUAUCCAUCUGGGAGCUACAGACAUUCCCUCACAGCUUGAACUAAACAAACACCUGUGUGGUGCCAUCCCAUUAUGCUCACCUGGAAUUGACAAGCACCUCUGGUACUAGACUUUUGUUGUGAUGUAAUGUUUAGGUCCUAUUGAGUCAGUUUUUGCCCAGGUGGGAAUCAUUUAGCCUAAAAUUCAUGACUGCCAAGGUUUGUUUUUACAUUUCUAUUUUUUUUCCCCUGAGAUGAGUCUAUGUUGCCCAGGCUGACUUCAAGUUUCUGUGCUCAAGGGAUCCUCCCAGCUCAGGCUUCUGGGUGCUGGGACUACAGGUCUGUGUUACACGGCUUCACUGCCGUGUUCUUUACAGCCAUGAGGGCUUUUUGUUUUGUUUUGUUUUUUCCUGUGGUUUUCUUGAAACACUGUCUGUCUCACAUAGUUGAGGACGACUGUAAACUCCUGGCCUUCCUACUUGCACCUCCCAGGCUGGAAUACAGGAUGAACUGCCACACAAAGCCCUGUAAGGUGUGAGGAACUGGCCAAGGGCUCUCCACUCACUAGAGAAUUUCUGGGUGCCAAGAACACUGCAGAUUAGACUGGAGUACUAACACCUGGGCUUGUACCUGGACACCCACCUCUGCCAGUCUUUUCUUAUCCCUAUGCUCCCCCCACACACCUCCUUUGGUUUUUUGUUUUUGUUUUUGUUUUUUUUUUUUUGGCCUUUUCGAGACAAAGUCUCACUAUAUAGCCCAGGCUGGCCCUCAAUUCCUGGAAAUCCUGAAAAUUCUGCUACAGCCUCCUGGGUACUAGGAUUAUAGGCAUGAGCCUAUAUAUGCCUGGCCCAUCCUUUUUGAUGUGACCAAAAGUAGGGACACUUUUCCUCCUCACUAGCAUGGACUGUUCAUCUUUUAAUAUUCUCUGAAAAAAAUUUUUUUAAUUUAUGGGAACAUCCUAAAGGAGGUGAAAAGGAGAAGGACUGACUGCUUGGCCCCUCCCCUGCAAAUAUUUAGUGUCUUAAUUUUCAGGCUGUCACACAGUCCCUAAGGACCUUAUGUGUUUGCUACCUCCACUGUGUUGCACUAAGCCAUCUGUAGCCAGCAGUGGCUGCCUUCUUUAGGCCAUGGGUCAAUCACAUUCGGUAUUCAUUACUGCUGAGCUGGGAAACGAGAUCUGCACAAGAUAGUAAGCUGGGUUUGGCUGUUGUGUGUACAUCUAUGAUAACUUACUGUAAAUGCAUGAAGCAACUGUUUUUAAACCCAAGUAAAGACUGCCUGAAACCA
Messenger RNA from Mesocricetus auratus (golden hamster), 2738 nucleotides. It is a transcript of the gene Letmd1, whose product is annotated as LETM1 domain containing 1. The transcript has 8 exons. Bases 243 to 1361 code for a protein of 372 amino acids. Gene Ontology annotation, cellular component: mitochondrial inner membrane. The record is from RefSeq and is a predicted model, not a curated record. Gene Ontology annotation, biological process: intracellular monoatomic cation homeostasis. Gene Ontology annotation, molecular function: ribosome binding. Lineage: Eukaryota; Metazoa; Chordata; Mammalia; Rodentia; Cricetidae.